Molecule: messenger RNA, 2081 nt
Organism: Stegastes partitus (bicolor damselfish)
Lineage: Eukaryota; Metazoa; Chordata; Actinopteri; Pomacentridae
Product: plasma membrane calcium-transporting ATPase 2-like
Exons: 13
Biological process (GO): calcium ion transmembrane transport; regulation of cytosolic calcium ion concentration
Cellular component (GO): intracellular membrane-bounded organelle; plasma membrane; postsynaptic density membrane
Molecular function (GO): ATP hydrolysis activity; PDZ domain binding; P-type calcium transporter activity
Source: RefSeq, a predicted model, not a curated record
AAUAUUGGGAUAAAUAAACUAAACAUAUAAAAAAUCUUUUCCUCUGCCUCUCUUUAGCCCCCAGAUAAGGAAGGUGGUCUGCCCAAGCAGGUAGGCAACAAGACGGAGUGCGGCCUACUGGGAUUGGUCUUGGACCUGAAGCGGGAUUACCAGCCAAUAAGAAACCAGAUUCCAGAGGAGAAGCUUUACAAAGUCUACACCUUCAACUCCGUCAGGAAGUCCAUGAGCACCGUCAUCAAACUGCCUGAUGGGAGCUUCCGGAUGUACAGCAAGGGAGCCUCUGAGAUUGUACUCAAAAAAUGCAGCCAUAUCCUGAGCGAGGUGGGUGAGAUGAGGGUUUUCCGUCCACGAGACAAGGACGAGAUGGUGAAGAAGGUGAUUGAGCCCAUGGCAUGCGACGGCCUGAGGACCAUCUGUGUGGCGUACCGUGACUUUUCCAGCGAUCCUGAGCCCAACUGGGAGGAUGAGAACAACAUCCUCAAUGACCUCACAGCCAUCUGCGUCGUUGGAAUAGAGGACCCUGUCAGGCCAGAGGUGCCUGAUGCCAUUCAGAAGUGCCAGCGUGCAGGCAUCACGGUGCGUAUGGUGACAGGAGACAACAUAAACACAGCCAGGGCCAUAGCCAUCAAGUGCGGCAUCAUCCACCCCGGAGAGGACUUCCUCUGCAUCGACGGCAAAGAGUUCAACAGGAGGAUCCGCAAUGAGAAAGGAGAGGUGGAACAGGAGCGUAUUGACAAAGUUUGGCCCAAACUUAGAGUCCUGGCCAGAUCAUCCCCAACUGACAAACACACCCUCGUCAAAGGCAUUAUUGACAGCACUAUGGCAGACCAGAGGCAGGUGGUGGCUGUGACAGGAGAUGGGACCAAUGAUGGACCUGCUCUAAAGAAAGCUGAUGUCGGCUUUGCCAUGGGUAUCGCUGGUACAGAUGUGGCCAAGGAGGCGUCAGAUAUUAUUCUUACCGAUGAUAACUUCAGCAGCAUCGUGAAGGCAGUCAUGUGGGGCCGAAACGUCUACGACAGCAUCUCCAAAUUUCUUCAGUUCCAGCUGACUGUCAAUGUUGUGGCCGUCAUAGUGGCUUUCACUGGCGCCUGCAUCACACAGGACUCCCCUCUGAAAGCAGUGCAGAUGUUGUGGGUGAAUCUCAUCAUGGAUACUUUUGCAUCUCUGGCCCUGGCGACAGAGCCUCCCACGGAGUCUCUGCUUAAGAGGAAGCCAUACGGUCGCAAUAAGCCUCUGAUCUCCAGCACAAUGACAAAGAACAUCCUCGGACAUGGAGUCUAUCAGCUCGUUAUCAUCUUUACGCUGCUCUUUGUUGGUGAGCAGAUCUUUGACAUUGACAGUGGCCGUAAUGCUCCUCUCCACUCUCCUCCCUCUGAGCACUACACCAUCAUCUUCAACACCUUUGUCAUGAUGCAGUUGUUUAAUGAGAUAAAUGCCCGCAAAAUCCACGGGGAGAGGAAUGUCUUUGAUGGUAUCUUCAGGAACCCCAUUUUCUGCACGAUUGUUUUUGGCACAUUUGCUGUACAGAUUGUAAUUGUGCAGUUUGGAGGAAAGCCAUUCAGCUGUCAGCCUCUGGACUUGGAAAAGUGGAUGUGGUGUGUUUUCCUCGGGCUGGGAGAGCUUGUGUGGGGACAGGUGAUAGCCACCAUACCCAAUAGCAGGUUGCGCUUCCUGCGGCGGGCGGGCCAGCUAACUCAGAAAGAUGAGUUACCAGAGGAGGACGUUAAUGAAGAAAAUGAGGAGAUCGAUCACGCAGAGAGGGAGCUAAGGAGAGGACAGAUCCUUUGGUUCAGAGGACUCAACCGCAUUCAGACUCAGAUUGAAGUAGUCAACACCUUCAAGAGUGGCACCUCCUUUCAGGGGGCGGGGGCUCUGAGACGCCAAUCAUCCACCACCAGCCAGACCCAGGAUGUAACCAAUGUUUCUAGUCCUAGUCACGUGUCCUUGUCCAAUGCCCUUUCCUCUCCUACAAGCACUACUGCUGCUACUGCUCCUCCCACUACUGGCCAGUGCUAGGAGCGCAGGACUAAGGGUGAUACCCACGGCGUGACAUUUCAGAUCCGAGUUGUGAAUGCAUUCCG